ACCAAAUUAAAUUCCUACCUUCAUCGCUUUCCCUUUGCUACAUCACCUGCAGACCAUUGUGACUCUCUCCCGAUCCCUCUCUUCUCCAUCUCCCAAUCUACACAAAGAAAUAUUAUCCCACCUCUCCUCCUCUCCACCCUCUUGUGUUGCACUGUCUAGCUUGCUUCGACGGACCGAUUCCUGGAUGGGAGUGACACCGUCGACAAGCAAAGCUUGGGUGAAGUGUAUCAUGCGAAGCCAAUUUUAAUGGAGGGCACAGGACAAGGGAGCCAACCAGUGUCUGGAGGGAAUCCAGAACAUGUAGGUUCCUAUCAAGAUGUGCAGAGGUUGCCGCGCAGGAAUAACUGGACGAUUUCUAGUGAUGAAGCACUAGUUGACCUAUUGUUGGAGGAAAGCAAGCAGCCUGGUGUGUGUUCAGGUUCCUUUCGACCGGAAGCAUGGUUCAGAAUAUGGAAUGAGUACCAAAAAAGGACCAGAGAAGACACCACUUUGCCCCAGUUGAAAGGUAGAUGGAAGACUUUGAAGAAGCUAUACAAGUUGCAUUCGUCAUUGGUUGGUAAGAGUGGAUGGUCAUGGGAUUUUGACACUCAAAGACCAACCCCUGGUUGUCCAAUGGUGUGGGAGGAGAUUAUUAAGCUCAACAAGGAAUACAAAGUUUGCCGAGAUAAGCCUUUCCCAUUGUUUUUGAAGAUCCAUGAUCUUGUGGCUUCAUCCACCGCAAAUGGGCAAUACGCUAGCCACACGGGUGGCUCGGUGAGAGCCGAUGAUCUUGUUGUUAACUUGGACGAGGGAUCCGGUUCAUCAGAUAGUCUUGUUCUUCAUGUUGACAAGGACACAAUCCCAUCGCAUUCAACGGGCAAGAAAGUUUCUUACAACAAUGCCUCAUCCAUGACUAAAAGGAAACAAUUAGAUCAUCCAAAUCCUAGUGUGUCAAAGAAGAAAAGUUCUGACCACACAGUGGAAGCGCUAAAUCGAUUAAUAUCUUUGAGUGAUCGUAGAAGCAAGAUCAUGGAACAAAGCAAGGAAGAGGAUGAUAGUUUCUCCUUUAAGACUUGCAUGGAGAAAUUGUCCUCUAUGCCGGGAGUCAGUGAUGUGGAGGUAUGUGUUGCGGCCGAGGCAUUGAAAUCGCGUGAAAAUAGGAUUUUCUUCAUGACUAUGCGACAAUCGGUUAUAGAUUGUUGGUUGAGUCUACGUAUGAAGGAAUUCCGUCAGCAGGUAGAGUAGUUUCCAAGUUAUGCUCGAAGUUCUUGGACGGGUUGAUGUUUCAAAAGCUGAGAAUAUAUGUUCUGUAUGGACAUUAUCUAUAUAACAAAUGCUAGUGCAUUUGUUGUAUUUCAUGAAUUCUUGUAAAUGCAGUAAGUAAUGAACUAAUUGAUAUGUAUGUUCUGAACUUUUGAAUAAUGAAUUAUGCUUAUGUAACAACUACAAUUGGGUACUCUGAUAUGCAUUGUUUGUUGUGGAGUA
Molecule: messenger RNA, 1464 nt
Organism: Dioscorea cayenensis subsp. rotundata (Guinea yam)
Lineage: Eukaryota; Viridiplantae; Streptophyta; Magnoliopsida; Dioscoreales; Dioscoreaceae
Exons: 4
Coding region: 247-1224 (325 amino acids)
Source: RefSeq, a predicted model, not a curated record